Lindgomyces ingoldianus is the source of this 2061-nucleotide messenger RNA. RefSeq lists its product as uncharacterized. The transcript has 15 exons. Bases 1 to 2061 code for a protein of 686 amino acids. The record is from RefSeq and is a predicted model, not a curated record. NCBI's taxonomy places the organism in Eukaryota, Fungi, Ascomycota, Dothideomycetes, Pleosporales, Lindgomycetaceae.
AUGCCCAAGAGCGAAAUGCCUUGCGACUACGGAUCCGUAUACCCUGUUAUCGCCAGUGACAUGCUUGUGUACAGUCUCAGGGUAGCAUGGCAAAGUCGUCACAUCUUUAUUUCCGAGCAGCUUCACUUCAUCACAUUCGAUCAGCUAAGCGCACAAUUUCACGAUCUCCAGCCCCUGCACCGUAUCUUCAGCAUCUGCCUGCCAUCAGCUCCGGACCUUGGCUACCGAGAUCCAGCACCCCUGUUCCUUCUCCUCACGAUGUACGACACAGUGACUUCCUCAUAUCCCAAAGCCCCACUGUUCCGCCCUCUGCGUGCAAUCGGUACCCAACCAACAGGCCAGCCGCGCGUGCCCACGCUAGCACCAACCCCAGGCUUGACGCGAUCAUUCAAAAUAGCGAUGUUAUUCGCCCUGAAGAAGUCGACCGAGCAUGAUGUCGAGAUGAAUCCUCCACAUCUUUGGCUCCGAUCGGCUCUCUCAGGGCCAUCGCAUCUGGCUCGCCCGGCUAAUGCGAGAUACACAGCUUGGGGGAAAGCUCAGCUUCUAUUCGGGGAAUCGUGGAUGGACCUGGACCUGCAUCGACCGGAAUCUUGGAAUCACCUGAACAUGGGAGAUGAUGCCAAGACCUCCCAAUUGGGCGACGUGCAUAUCAGAGAUAUACUGUUGCUCUCACCGCUUCAUCUUGCCUGCAUUUUCCCACCCCCAACCGUGGAGCAUCAUUUGCUUUCUUUUGUUCAACGAUUUUCGUCAUCGCAUCCAGCGGUGAAGCUGUUGAAGAUGCUAAGUUCACACCAAUGCAGCUCACCCGAAACAGAACCAAACUCAACAACGGCAGGUGCUGCACGUUUCAGCCCCACGAAGGAAUCCUGGAAUACCUUGACCGAAAUCCUCUGGCAUUCCCGCGUAUCUGCUUCCAUCGCAUAUUCAUCGUCCCGGGCCGAACCCCCAACCUCUCUUUUUUCUUCACGUGCUACAUGUAGAUUUCCCCACCCCCACACAUCCGUCGAUCACCGAAAGCGAGGUAUUGCGCUUCAAUACCCUGUCUUGGAAUCGUCUAGGAAGUUGACUCGACUGACGGCCUACACGAUCGGCUUGUCCCGACACACCGAUCAAGAAGACUGCGCAGCUCAAACCCCGUCCAUCAACAAGCAAGAUCCUGCGACGGCUUACAGUUUCCACUGUCCUGCAACGCCGCGAUCGGCUAUCAUACCUGCAGCUUCUGGAGCCUCGCAGCAUGCGAGAUAUAGAACUCGGUCUAAACUCCUUCUCAUCAGACAUGCCUCUCGCACGGGCAGCUUAGAUCUCUCUGAACAUACAAUUGAAAUGCAGAUGCAAUGGCCAUACUCGGGAGAUUACCAUUUAGGUUCGACGGGAAUAGGCACUCUAAAGAAACUUUAUGAGACACACCCAAGUCUUGCCACGCGAAUUUCGUCAAGACGUCGUCGACCUGGCUUGGGCGGCUGGAUUGAAAAGCCGGCACCCCAAACCGGUUACGACCUUCUGACAGACGAUGAGUGUGUAAUCUUGGUAUAUGCUACAUGCUGCAUGCUUCAUAUGCAUUCAGCAUUGAGGAGCCAAUUUCUAAUAUGCGAAUUCUACCAAUCAUGUUCAUCUCAGUAUCACCAUCAUCCCAUCCACUUCCAAUCCACGCAGCGACGGAGUAUAAUGCCAUCUCUUCAUCAACUAAACUAUCGCCUGCAACUAAGACCACAACAAGUACAAGACGCAGCAGCGUUUUCUGCACACACCUUCUGGCCAACCACAACCGCCAACGGAACCCCACCCUCCCUCCUUUCCAGCCCCAUGGGAAACUCCGUACAGACUCGAACGCACAGAUAUGCGAGCAUCGCACUGUCUUACCUCAUAUCUGGGAAUGGAUGCACAACACCGCUUCGAGGAAAUGAGAUGCAUGCAAUUGCCGGACAAGAGUCUUUCUUCCCAUCCACCCAUUCAUCUACCCUCACAAAGCAAACUCUCGCCAUGAAACAGCCCAUCGCAUCGAUACGCGAGACAUCCACUUCAUCCCAAAAGCAACCCUCUCUCGCAUCAAUGUCGUUAUGA